AUGGAAGACGAGGACUUUGCAGAGGUGUUUGACUUCCUCCGCAGCGAUCGCGAGGAUGUGCGGAAGAUGGCGGUGAAGGGCAUUGCCCAGCAGAGCAAGGACAACCCCGCGCUCUUUGCAUUUCUCUCCUCACCCACGCAUGGACCCCGCUCUUUUGACGCAAUUUUGCAGUUUCUUCACGCCGGCAGUGUUCAAAUACUGGGCGACAUCCUGACGAUUCUUAUUAACUGCUCGGUGGAGAGCCGCUGUGCCGAGGUGCUUGUCUCUUGCAAAGUUGUGCGCAAAGCAAUGCGGCUGAUUGACGGCAUUGAAAUCUCUGACCAUGCCGAUUCGCUAAAGAGGAGCCUAGAGGAGAUGACGCUUAUGCUGCUCAGCAACUUGACGGCCAGCCACAUCUCCGCGGUGGAUGAUCUGCUGCAAGUCGAUGACGAAGACCUUCACGGAUUUUAUCUUGGCAAGCUGCAUGUAUAUUACAAUCGUUUUAUCAACAAUGAGGAGAAAAGGAGUGGAGAUGAUGAUGCUGUUGAUAGCUUUAGCGGCGGCAGAGAAUUGGGGGAAGCAGCGACGGACAGGCCGCCCAUGCGGGAUCUGCAGAAGUGGAUUUUGCAGAUUUUACUCAACCUGACUCGCUCCAACGACGGCCAGGAACUCCUUGUAGACGAUGAGGACUGGGACAAGACCCUAACGGAGUGCCUCAGCUCAUCUAAUACGCGGCAUCGUCUUUUGGCGGCACAAUGCUACCGCAAUUGCAGCUUUCAGAAAGAACGCCACACGACAAUCUUGAAGGGGGAAGCUUUGCGGGUCUGCGUGGAGCGACUAUGCGACGGUGGGGAACGGGUGCCAGACGUGGAGAUGAUGUUGGCGGAGAUUGUGGCGGAGAUGCUGCGGUCGGAGGCGGGAAUGGAGUUUCUUGAGGAAGUAAAUGCGAAGAAGCACCUGCGGGCGGCGGUGACGGGAAAGAAAGUGGACAAUGCAACCGCGGAAUUCAUUGAGCGACACGUGUUGCCGUUUCUGGACGAUAUCGUCGACGCCUAUGUGGUGCCUGGAAACGCCGCCGCCGCCGAUUAA
Molecule: messenger RNA, 1068 nt
Organism: Trypanosoma rangeli
Lineage: Eukaryota; Euglenozoa; Kinetoplastea; Trypanosomatida; Trypanosomatidae
Exons: 1
Coding region: 1-1068 (355 amino acids)
Source: RefSeq, a predicted model, not a curated record